Molecule: messenger RNA, 975 nt
Organism: Diaporthe citri
Lineage: Eukaryota; Fungi; Ascomycota; Sordariomycetes; Diaporthales; Diaporthaceae
Exons: 3
Coding region: 1-975 (324 amino acids)
Biological process (GO): pentose-phosphate shunt; pentose-phosphate shunt, non-oxidative branch; carbohydrate metabolic process
Cellular component (GO): cytoplasm; intracellular anatomical structure
Molecular function (GO): transaldolase activity
Source: RefSeq, a predicted model, not a curated record
AUGUCGAACUCCCUGGAGCAGCUCAAGGCCAGCGGCACCGUCGUCGUCUCCGACUCUGGCGACUUCGCCUCCAUCGGCAAAUACAAGCCCCAGGAUGCCACCACCAACCCUUCGCUCAUUCUCGCUGCGUCUAAGAAGCCCGAGUACGCGAAGCUGAUUGACGAGGCCGUCCAGUACGCCAAGACGACCGGCGGCGACCUCGACACACAGGUGGACGCCGCCCUUGACCGCCUGCUGGUCGAGUUCGGCAAGGAGAUCCUUAAGAUCAUCCCUGGCAAGGUCUCCACCGAGGUCGACGCCCGCUUCUCCUUCGACACCAAGGCCUCGGUUGACAAGGCCCUGCACAUCAUCGACCUCUACAAGGCGCAGGGUAUCCCCAAGGAGCGUGUCCUGAUCAAGAUCGCCUCAACAUGGGAGGGUAUCAAGGCCGCCGAGAUCCUGCAGCGCGACCACGGCAUUAACACCAACCUGACGCUCAUGUUCAGCUUGACCCAGGCCAUCGCUGCCGCUGAGGCCGGUGCCUUCUUGAUCUCUCCUUUCGUCGGCCGUAUCCUUGACUGGUUCAAGGCCCACACCAAGAAGGAGUACGCCAAGGAGGAGGACCCCGGUGUCGAGUCGGUCAAGUCCAUCUUCAACUACUACAAGAAGUUCGGCUACAAGACCAUCGUCAUGGGUGCCUCCUUCCGCAACACGGGUGAGAUCACCGAGCUGGCUGGAUGUGACUACCUCACCAUCUCCCCCAACCUGCUCGAGGAGCUCAUCAACUCCGACGCCUCCGUCCCCAAGAAGCUGGACUCCUCGGCCGCCUCCUCGCUCAACAUCGAGAAGAAGUCGUACAUCAAGGACGAGCCUCUGUUCCGCUUCGACUUCAACGAGGACCAGAUGGCCGUCGAGAAGCUGCGCGAGGGUAUCAGCAAGUUCGCCGCCGAUGCCAUCACGCUCAAGGAUAUCAUCAAGAGCAAGAUCCAGGCAUAA